UAAUUUCGCAGUGGCUGCCCUCGCAGCACCACACUGACACACACCCACGUUUCUCCCUUCUUUACUCCAACAAAUUAAAAAAAAGAAAAAAGAAAAAACUAAAAAAAAAUGGAACCUAAUGACAACCAACUCAGCUCCUACUUCCACCAACAACAACAACAGCACCACCACCAGCAACAGCAUCACCACCAGCAGCACCACCAGAGCGCCGCCGCGCCCUCCGGCGUGGGAGCCACGACGGCCGUGUCGCCGACCAACGGCCUUUUAGGGAACACCGAUGGGGCCCACUCGCACAUGUUGUACCCUCACACGGUGCCGUCGGCGGUGUCGUCGCAGCUGGUGGAGCCACCGGCGAAGAGGAAGAGAGGUCGGCCUCGCAAGUACGGUACUCCCGAGCAAGCCCUCGCUGCGAAGAAAGCCUCUACGACGUCAUCUUCCGCCGCUCACUCCUUCUCCCCAACCUCCUCCUCCUCCGCCGCAAAGAAAUCCCUUCCUCACCAGCCUCGUGCCUUGGGUGGUUCCUCGUUUCCUUCCUCCUCUUCCAAGAAAUCGCACUCCUUUGGUUUAGGCAAUGCAGGACAAGGCUUCACUCCGCAUGUCAUUGCUGUAGCUGCUGGUGAGGAUGUUGGCCAAAAAAUUAUGUUAUUUAUGCAACAAAGUAAGCGUGAGAUGUGCAUUUUGUCUGCAUCUGGUUCCAUAUGCAAUGCCUCUCUUCGUCAGCCAGCAACCUCAGGAGGCAACGUUACAUAUGAGGGUCGGUUUGAUAUUAUUUCUCUUACUGGUUCCUAUGUUCGUAAUGAACUUGGAAAUCGAUCUGGUGGUCUGAGUGUAUGCUUAUCUAAUACUGAUGGGCAAAUAAUUGGUGGUGGAGUUGGUGGACCCCUUAAAGCGGCUGGUCCAGUUCAGGUUAUUGUUGGUACAUUUUUUGUUGACUCCAAGAAGGAUAGUGGUCCUGGUGCAAAAGGUGAUGCCUCUGCUUGUAAGUUGCCAUCACCAGUUGGUGACUCGGUAUCAAGCUUAGGUUACCGCCCAGUUGACUCUACUAGUGGAAAUCCAAUCCGGGGAAAUGAAGAGCAUCAAACUAUGGGGGGAAGUCAUUACAUGAUUCAACAGCUUGGUUUGCACAUGACACCUCCCCGGUCAACAGACUGGGGAAGCCAUCCGGAAUCAAGAAAUUCCGGCUAUGAGAUGACAGGAAGAACAGGUCCGGGGGCCCACCAAUCUCCAGAGAACGGGGGCUAUGACCAGAUCACUGAUUGAGAUGACACAUGGAUUUAGAAGCGCCGAUGUAUGAUAUCUCUACAUAUACCAGCACAUGUUGUCAAGUGGUGCCAUUUAUAGUAUUUGCCAUCAUCCACUGAGGACCGUGGCUUCUGAGAAAUAAUACUCAACUCAGCUCAUGCUUUGUCCUUAAUAUGUUCUACCAUGGUGGUGAUGAUGUAUUUAAAAAUGAAAAUCAGGGUUGCUGGCUAAUACCUACCUCUUCAAUUUUUGCGGGCCUGUUAGCUUUUGCUACACCAGAACAAAUAAGGUUAGAUAUGUGCUGCUUCUUAGAUUAGUUUCUUUGCUAUACUUUCAUUCCAAUUGCAAUCUUGCAUGUUGUUCAAAAUUCUGUUCGAGCAUAUAUUAUUGUUGUUAUUAUUAUUAUUAUUAUUGUAGUUCAUCAUUGAAUAAGCCUUUUUGGAAAGUAAUGAGUCCUCUUUUUCCC
Messenger RNA from Arachis stenosperma, 1708 nucleotides. RefSeq names its product AT-hook motif nuclear-localized protein 14. The record is from RefSeq and is a predicted model, not a curated record. The transcript is spliced from 6 exons. Lineage: Eukaryota; Viridiplantae; Streptophyta; Magnoliopsida; Fabales; Fabaceae. Gene Ontology annotation, molecular function: minor groove of adenine-thymine-rich DNA binding. Bases 109 to 1260 code for a protein of 383 amino acids.